Messenger RNA from Naumovozyma dairenensis CBS 421, 1926 nucleotides. RefSeq lists its product as uncharacterized. Lineage: Eukaryota; Fungi; Ascomycota; Saccharomycetes; Saccharomycetales; Saccharomycetaceae. The record is from RefSeq and is a predicted model, not a curated record. Bases 1 to 1926 code for a protein of 641 amino acids. The transcript has a single exon.
AUGGCUUCUGCUACACCUUCUUCCAAAAUAAGUGUUAGAGCAAAAUCUGCUACGUCUCUCCGAUCAAAAUCCACUUCUACUUUUUCUAACAACAACGUCGGUGAUAAAGGGGAAGAUAAUGAUACUAAAGGUAAAGACUCAUCUAUCCCUCCCCCUUUACAAAAAAAUACAAAAGAUGACGAUUCAAAUAAGAAAGCCAAUAAAAGUUGGAGCAUUUGGGGAUCUAGUAAUACUCCCGCCGAACAGAAUAGUAUACCCCCUACUACUAAAUUGUCAUCAACUCGGACGACAGGUUCAAUACGAUCCAAUAACUCCUCUGAAGAAGUUCCUGAUUCAAUAACGACAGCAACUAAUGCUAAUGCUAAUGUUAGUAAUGAAGUGACUCAAAAGGACACAGCAUCUACAGAUACCAAUAAUAUUGAUGAAAACCACGAUGAAACCUCCAGGGCUCGAGGCUGGUCUUUCUGGCAAAGGCAGCCUAAAAUAACAACCUAUGUUGAAACGGAGUCGACCACCAAAACACAACCUACCACGGAACCAUUCAAUCCAUUGGUAAAUACGCUCAUACCACCUUCAUCGGAAAAGGAAUCAUUACUGUCAAGGAUAAAGUCAAACAUGCCUGGGUUUCAAAGCCCGAACAUUAUGGUCCCGGAUAUUAACAUCUUACCAAAACAAUCCCUAUGGACAUCAUUAAGUCACAUGUUCACAUUCAACGAAGAGAAACAAAAAUUCCUCUACAGAGCGGACCCAUAUUCUAAAUUAUCUGAAAUGUCUAACGGUGGGAAAAGACCAAUAAAAGUUCUCAUCGUCGGUAUUCAUGGCUUCUUCCCCACUAAAAUGAUUAGACCAUUCAUUGGGGAACCUACGGGUACAUCCACUAAAUUCAUCAAAGAAGCUGAAGAAAUUGUGGAGAAAUAUUUCCAUGAUCAUGAUCAGGCAUGUGAGAUUAGCAAAAUUGCAUUAGAGAAGGAGGGUGACAUCUUCGAUAGGGUGGAAUAUUUUUUUUCAAUCAUGCAAAAAUGGGCUAAGGAGAUUAAUGAUUCUGAUUUCAUUUAUUUCGUAUCACAUUCACAAGGUUGUCCCGUGUCAAUUAUCCUGCUAGCGAAAUUGAUCGAGAGUGGGAUUAUUAAUGUGGAUAAUUCGAAAUUUUUCACUGGAAGUGCUAGUGCUGAAGUCGGGUUUUGUUCCCAGAAAAAAAUUAUUAGUGUGCUGGCAAUGGCAGGUAUUAAUAAUGGACCCUUUUAUGGAGCUGAUCAAACCUUAUUCGUAAGAGCUUAUCAAACUAUUGAGAGAGACUCAUUGAGAGAAUUAUUUGAGUUUCAGAAAUUCGAUUCCAUUCAAUCGAAAAAAUUUAUUAAUGGGUUGCGUGUUAUAAUUGCAAAUAAUGUAAAAGUGACAUUUGUUGGGUCAAUUAAUGAUCAAUUGGUUCCGUUAUACUCAUCUACUUGUCUCUUCGCGGAUCAUCCAAAUAUUUUUAGAACUACAUUUAUAGAUAAAAGCUCAAUGACUCCAUCAUUCAUAAUGAGAAUAAUCAAAAUUGCAGGAACAUUACUAAAUUUAGGUUACGAUGAUCACGGGAUCGUCAAAGAGAUUAGUGGAUCAUUAGCAGGUCCUCUCACUGGAGGUGGUCAUUCCACUGUUUAUAAUGAGAAGCAAGUUUACGAACUAGGAGUUAAGUUUGCCCUAGAAACAACAGAUACAACUACAACUACAUCUGUCACCUAUACUCCAUAUAAAUUAUCUGAAUUGGGCACUAAUCCUUAUCAUUUACCUUGGUCCAUGCGUGGAUUGAUUUAUGAAACAAAGAAAUAUUUAGGAGAUGAAGAAAUUAACCAACUAUAUAAAGAAUUUGAAGAAUGGAAACCAGAAACAAAGCAAUUGAAGGAUAUCAAAUAUAGAUUAAAUGGCUUGAGGUAUAAACUCUAG